Messenger RNA from Cavenderia fasciculata, 3651 nucleotides. RefSeq names its product Acyloxyacyl hydrolase. The transcript has 6 exons. The coding region runs from base 1 to 3651 and encodes 1216 amino acids. Gene Ontology annotation, biological process: lipopolysaccharide catabolic process; negative regulation of inflammatory response. NCBI's taxonomy places the organism in Eukaryota, Evosea, Eumycetozoa, Acytosteliales, Cavenderiaceae. Gene Ontology annotation, molecular function: calcium ion binding; protein binding; acyloxyacyl hydrolase activity. The record is from RefSeq and is a predicted model, not a curated record.
AUGAAUAGUAGUAGUAAUAAUAAUAAUAAUAAUAAUAAUAAUAGUUUUAUUAUUUUAAUAACAUUUAAGAAUAGUUAUUUGAGAAGAUUAAUAUUUCAAUUUAUUGAAGAGUUUGGAAGGAUUGAUAAAGAUGAAUAUGAAAGAUAUCAUAGAUCUAUUUUAAAUAGUCAUAGUUAUCAUUCAUACAAUAUAAACAAACAAACAAAAGAUGAAGAUAAAAAAGAAAGAUUAAUUUAUAAAAAAGGAAAAGAGUUUAUUCCUCCAUCAAAGAGUACCCCAUCUCUUUUCUUUCUCAAUAGAGAAUCAACAUUGGAUAUGAUAUCAAAAUAUGCAUUAGAUUGGUCAUUUAUAAAACAUUAUCUACCUAGUAGAGAAUUGAUAGAUGAAAGCAAGAGAUCAUCGGCAAUCAAUUAUUAUUGUUUACAUCCAAAUGGUAACUUGUCAACAUUGAAGGAAUUGUUGAAAUGGUCACCAGAUUUUGUACCUUUUGAAUCAUUGUUGGACUUUAUGCCAAGGUUUGGUAAGAUGGAUAUGAUUUUAUUCAUAGAAUCCAAGUAUCCAAAUCUUUUAUUUACACCCAAUUCAUUGGUGGUUGCUAGUAGUGGUGGUCAUGUCAAUAUCUUGGAAUACUUGUUUCGUUGGAAAAAGAUAAGAAACAAGUCAACAGACUCGGUUCUUGAAGCUUCAAGGGCUGGGCAUUUCGAAGCUGUAAAGUAUCUACUUUCUAUAAAUAGACCAUUUCAAGUCGAUGCAAUCAAUGCUGCUUGCAAGGGUGGUCAUAUCAAUAUAGUUGAUUGUCUGUUGGGAGAGUCAACAAAAUUGACAAAACCAAGUUGGCCCGGUAUUAGAGGUGCCAUCAAGAAUAAUAGGGUCGACCUAUUGGAAUAUCUAGUCAUACACAAACUCUACACUAAAUCAGAGUAUGGUGGGACCACUGGAUUCGAAGAUGCAGCAGCUAUGGGACAUAUAGAGAUGGUACAAUACCUCGCACCGUUUGUAGUGACAUUUAUACCGGGUGCAAUUCAAAGAGCUGCCAAGAAUGGACAUCUUGAAAUACUCAAAUACCUAUUAGAUACCAUUCAAGAACCAGUAGAGAUUGGAAUAAAGACAAUCAACAUGGUCGCUGAAAGAGGACAUCUCCCCAUUCUAUCCUUUUUAAAUGAUAAAGGGUAUCUAAAGAAUCAACGCAAUCUAAAAACCGAAUCUAUAGAUUCGGCUGCAAAGAAUGGUCAACUAGAAACUAUAAUCUAUUUAAUUGAAAAUAGAUCUUUGGAAUUCUCUAGUAAUGCAAUUAAUUCGGCUGCAAGGAACGGUCAUUACAAAGUAGUAGAAUUUUUAUUGUCACGCUCAAAAGAAAAAGAAGAAUAUCAUGUUAUAAACUCUAUUGAUGAUAUUGCUACCAAUGGACAUUUGGAUAUAAUAGAGUUGAUUGUUGGAAAUGAUCAUUGUAUCAUUACUGGUGUUACUACCAAUGCUAUGACUGGUGCUGCAAAAAAUGGACAUUUACUGGUUGUACAAUAUUUGGAUCAACAUAGAACAGAAGGAUGUACUACAAGAGCUCUAGAGUGGUCUUCAAAAAAUGGACAUCUACCUGUUGUAAUGUAUCUUCAUAAUAGUCCUCAUAAAUAUCCUUGCUCUAUAAAAGCUUUAGAUUGGGCAGCUGAAAAUGGUCAUUUAGAUAUAGUUCAAUUUCUUUAUCAUAAUAGAACUGAACGUUGUAGUGUUUAUGCAAUUGAUAGAGCAGCAAGAAAUGGAUAUUUAGAUAUUGUUUCAUUUUUAAUGAAUCAAAAAGAACAUUGUAGUUGUGAUGCUUUUGAUAGUGCAGCUUUGGGUGGACAUUUGGCAGUUUUAACCUAUCUCUAUCACAAUCAAAAGGGUGGUAAAGAGUUUUCAUCAUCACAUGUCAUUCCUCGUAUUGCUGAAACCAAACAAAUAUCAAUCAUCCAUUUCAUCUAUCAACAUUAUCCUCAUCUUCAAUUUGCAUUUCCAGACUCUUCAUUGGUUUUGGCUGUAUUUUCACUAUUAACAGUUAGUAGUAGCUAUGCAUCAUCAUCAUUCUUUCAAUCAAAAGAAUUAUUGGCUGUUUUAUCAAAUAUGCCAUCAAUGAGCGCUGGUGGUGGUGUUAAGUGUGCUGCUUGUACAAUUUUAUUAACACUUGUAGAACAAUAUUCAGGAAUUCAUGAACAAUCGGUUGAAAGAGCAAUGGAUGAAAUAUGUUCAUUCUUUCCAGACAAGAUCCAAGAUCUUUGUGUAUCAUUAGUUAAUACCUAUGGUGAUGAUAUCAUUACUUUGUUUGAUCAAUAUAAAAAUGCAGACGAUGUAUGUCAUGCAUUAAAAGACGUUUGUACAUUACCAACAUGUAGAUUAUUUAAUAAUGUUACAGCUACUUUUAAUGGUCCAUAUUCAAGUCAACCCACCAACAUUGGAUCGUCGAGAUCGAUUAAAAAGGUUAGUGAAAAUCCAUGGGAAUGGUUAAAAGGAUUGAUCAAGAUCUUUUCAAGUUACCAUGACCCAAUUGAAGAUAUCGAUGGUGACAAGUUUUCUAUGGAACCAACUUUUAGAGGAUACAAUUGGCGUGGAAGAGAUUGUGAUGACUUUAACAAGGCUAUUUAUCCAGGUACCAUUGGUCAAGAUUCGAGUGACCCAAAUGUCGAUUGGAAUUGUAACGGUAUCUAUGGAACCAAUCAACAAGGUCAAUCUUGGGAAGAACAACUUUGCGGUAAUUCAUCGGCCAUGGGUGUUGUUGUGUGUGGUGAUAGUGUCGGUGCACACUUUGCAGUACCACCACAGUACUUGACAGCCAGCCAAAUCAACUCUACCACUUACAAGGGUUUGAUGGAUGUUUUAGAGACAGAGUUUGAUUGGCCUAUGCGUGGUACCUAUACAGGUUGGCAAGCAUCCACUACCGAUGAUAUUAUCGAUAGUAUCUACUUACGUAUGCGUGACCGUAAUCUAUGUAAUCAUAGAGACUACCAAAACCUUGGUGUCAACGGUGCACGUUCAUCAAGUGUCGCCGAUGGAAAUAUCAACUCUUUUGCAAGAGACCAAGUCAAUGAUAAACCUGUCUUAUUCUUUUUGGAGCUAGUUGGAAAUGACGUAUGCAACCCGCAUCAUGACUAUUCCGACAUGACAACCAAUGCAGAGUUUGAAGCAAACAUUCUAAAGACACUCCAGUACCUCGACACUCAAUUGCCAGCCGGUAGUCAUGUAGUUUUUGUCGGUCUUGUUGACGGCCGUGUUUUAUGGGAUACCUUAUGGAACCGUACACAUCCAAUUGGUGCCACCUAUGAAAUGGUCUAUGACUAUUUGAACUGUCUCGAAUUGUCACCAUGUUGGGGUUGGAUGAACCCAAAUGAAACCGUUAGAAACUAUACCUCUGAACGUGCCGCCUCUCUCAACUCUGUCUAUUCUCAAAUUAUUGGUAAUUAUACCUUUAAACAUUUUGAUAUGCAGUAUUAUGACUUCCCAUUCGAUGCUGUCAAUGCCGAGUGGAUCAAAGGUGGAGGACAUACAUAUCAACUUAUAGCAAACUACUUGAUGGCUGGAUAUUUCUGGGAGCAGCUACUAAGCGAUCAUCCAGAUUGGCUCGGACAAGUCAAUCCACUCAAUUAUAAGAUUUUGCAACAAUUUGGUGAUCAAGGUGGCUAUUAA